AUGACCAUCCAAAGUUGCCCCUCUGGGGGAAAUCUAUGGCAAAAAGCCCCUGGCGAUAUAAUAACUGAAAUCCUGGAGGAAACAGAAAAAAAGAAGAAGCUUUGCCUCAAGAAGCGCUGGAAGGUCGAGUUUCGAGGCAAAACCAUCAUCCUUCGCGACUUGCUUGACAAGAUCAUUGAGUGGGCUAGACAGUUCACAGCUAUCGUCGAUGUCGCUGUCCAAUAUGACCCGACUAGCGCUUCACUUCUAUGGGCAGGUAUAAGAUUCCUGUUACAUGUGGCUGUAAGUGACCGCGAAUGUUUCGAAUCGACAGUGUACGGCCUGGAAUCAGUAUCUCUGUUGAUCGCUCGCUAUGUAGUGUUUGAAGUUCUCUAUCUGCAGAAAGGCUCAAUCGUCGAGGCGGAGUUGGAACGCGGGCUUAUCAAUCUGUAUAACCGUAUUUUGACUUUCCUAGCCAAUGGAAUCCGGUAUCCUAGCCAGUCUAUACCAGUCUGUAUGGUGAAAAGCAUUUUCCAAUCUUCUCAGAAUGAGGAAGUUGAUCAGAUAACCAAGUCGGAUGAAGAAGCCCUCAAGUUGGCCCGGAUGGUGGAUUCACAAGCACAGCAGCAGGUAUUACUCCAAGUCAGAGAAAUUCGCAGUAUUGUCAAAACGCUCCAGAGCCCAGUGCACCGGCUAGUAGAUGAAUCGAUGAUAUAUGUAAAGACAAUAGAAGAAGGCAAAUCUGUCAAAAUCUUGCAGUGGCUAUCUUCGGUGCCUUAUACCCAGCACCAAAAGCGAUAUUCUGAUGGCAGACUACCGAACUCUUCUGAGUGGAUCUUUCGUCAUCCGGAGUAUAUUACAUGGAAAGGCUCAAGUUCUUUGUCGAUACUGCUUCUCCAUGGGAUUUCCGGAUCAGGAAAAACACAUCUUGUCACUGCCGUGAUCGAUGUGUUCCUCACUGAGCAUUUACUCAACUCUCUCAGUGUUCCGAUUGCCUACGUUUAA
Messenger RNA from Aspergillus caelatus, 984 nucleotides. RefSeq lists its product as uncharacterized. The record is from RefSeq and is a predicted model, not a curated record. The transcript has 2 exons. Lineage: Eukaryota; Fungi; Ascomycota; Eurotiomycetes; Eurotiales; Aspergillaceae. Bases 1 to 984 code for a protein of 327 amino acids.